AUGUUAUCAGAAGGACAAACUGCUUGUUUUAAUGACCUAGACAACAAUAGACUUUCUAUUAAAUUUGAGAACAUGUACAAUAUUGGAAGGUACAGCAAACUAUACGACACAAGUAGUUAUAACAUAACUAACACUAUGACAUGGAAUUGUUAUGGGUCAGGAAAAUGCUGGUAUGGUAGUGAAUGUGGAAAUGGAUAUAAACUAAACACUCUAGAAAAAAACAGCACAAACCCAAAUGGCUAUGGAUGCCACAUGUCAUCUGUAUCUUGUAAUGGUUUAUGUACUCAUGGAGUGUCAUGUGUCUGGUAUAGGUGGGAAGUUUUGCCUAACAUGAAUAAUGUUGCAAAAGUAUAUCACUCAGUGUCAGAAUUAUGGGAAAGUACACUUGUUAUAAUUUAUAAAAACAUUUCUAGAACAGUAGUAUUCAAUACUAACAACCCUACAUUUGAUCUGCAUGAUAUACUGAACUAUGAAAUGUCUCAUAUGCCAGUUAAUAUUCAUAGUGUAACUUAUGAAAAGCCAUUAAACAAACAUGCUAUUGUAGAAUAUAAGAAUAAUUAUUAUAAUUUGGAUGUGAGUCCACACAACUUGCCAAUUGCCAAUAUGAUUGGAGACAUACAAAUAUCUGAUGACAAGAAAGUCAUAUUUCACACAGAUAACAUUGUAGUAUUGAUAGCUGUGUAG
Messenger RNA from Parnassius mnemosyne (clouded apollo), 684 nucleotides. The record is from the annotation of a GenBank genome assembly. Lineage: Eukaryota; Metazoa; Arthropoda; Insecta; Lepidoptera; Papilionidae.